AAAAUAAUAAAUAAAUAAAAAAAAAAACAAACCGUGAUGAGUGAGGUAGAAGUGGAAAAGGUACCAGUGUCCUUUGCCUGUCAAAGAUGCUUACAGCCCAUAGUGUUGGAUGAAAAUCUUGACCACAUUAGUGUGCAUGCCAUGGCAGAAUUGUCUUUGCCCAUAUAUGCCAGCAAUGUUAAUACUAUUGAUACCCAAGAUACAAGCGGCUUCGAUCAUUUUGUACCGCCUUAUCGUUUAACGGACUCUAUUAAUGGAACUGGUUUCAUGUUGGUCUCAGAUGGGCGUGACAAUAAGAAAUGGAGUGCAGAUUUUAAAUUGAAAGCAGAACUAUUUGAUUGUCUAUCAUCGAAUUCGGAAAUCGAUCAUCCGUUGUGUGAAGAAUGUGCUGAUUCCAUGUUGGAAAUAAUGGAUCGUGAAUUGAAAAUCGCCGAAGAAGAAUGGAGCGAUUAUAAAAAUUACUUGAAACAACUAGAACAACAGCAGGAAUGUCCCAAUGUGGCGGAGUUGGAAAAAGAGUUGGCGGAAUUAAAGGAAAACGAACAAAAUCUUUUGAGUGAAUUAGGUAAAUUAAAAGAAGAAGAGCAAUCUCUAAAUAAUGCCAUAGAAAAUGAAGAAUUAGAAAAAGAAAAAUUACAAGAGCAAGAAGCCAGUUAUUGGCGUGAAUAUACAAAACAUCGUAGGGAACUAAUGUUGACGGAAGAUGACAAACGUAGUCUAGAGUGUCAGAUAGCGUAUGCUGAACAACAGCUGGAAAAACUAAAAGAUGCAAAUAUAUUUAAUAUCACAUUCCACAUCUGGCAUGCUGGUCACUUUGGCACCAUUAACAAUUUUCGUUUAGGACGUUUACCUUCGGUUUCAGUGGAUUGGUCGGAAAUCAAUGCUGCCUGGGGUCAAACUGUUCUAUUGUUAUGUGCCUUAGCACGAAAAAUAGGUCUUUCAUUUGAGAGAUACAAAAUUGUGCCGUUUGGCAACCAUUCGUAUGUGGAAGUAUUGGGUGAAAAUCGUGAAUUGCCUCUGUAUGGUACAGGUGGUUUCAAAUUCUUUUGGGAUACGAAAUUUGAUGCUGCCAUGGUGGCAUUUUUAGAUUGCUUAACGCAGUUUCAGCAAGAAGUAGAAAAACGUGAUCCAGAAUUUUUGCUACCCUAUAAAAUGGAAAAGGGUAAAAUAAUAGAUCCCUCAACUGGAAAUUCCUAUUCAAUCAAAAUCCAAUUUAAUUCCGAGGAACAAUGGACGAAGGCCUUAAAAUUCAUGCUUACAAAUUUGAAAUGGGGAUUAGCUUGGGUGUCAUCGCAAUUUGCAAACAAUCAAUAAAUGAAUUAAAUAUGUAUACAUAUUUUUAGAGCGUAAAAUUUGUUUAUUUUAUUUGUUAAUUUUAAACUUAGUAAAUAUACAUACAUUUAAAUUUUCAA
Molecule: messenger RNA, 1412 nt
Organism: Calliphora vicina (urban bluebottle blowfly)
Lineage: Eukaryota; Metazoa; Arthropoda; Insecta; Diptera; Calliphoridae
Gene: Atg6
Product: Beclin-1-like Atg6
Exons: 3
Coding region: 37-1314 (425 amino acids)
Biological process (GO): autophagosome assembly; autophagy; late endosome to vacuole transport
Cellular component (GO): phagophore assembly site; phosphatidylinositol 3-kinase complex, class III, type I; phosphatidylinositol 3-kinase complex, class III, type II
Source: RefSeq, a predicted model, not a curated record